AUGGAGCCGCCAUUACCACAACUCAAUGGCUAUUGUGUCUUGCUAAUUCUAGGCUUUGGAUUUAGUGCGUUGAUGCUUAUUAUAAACGCAUUACAGAGGCGCUAUGGGAACAAGGUCCAAACGGCUGAAGAGUUCAACUCUGCCAGUAGAUCUGUGCCUACCGGUUUAAUCUCAAGCGGAGUUGUCUCUGCAUGGUGCUGGAGUGCUACUUUGCUUACGUCAACUUCUAAAACUUACUCCUACGGAUUGCUAGGCUCUUACAGCUACGCAACUGGUGCCUGCUUGCAAAUUUUAGUCUUCUCAGUCUUGGCAAGUAGUAUGAGAAUACGAUGGCCUUACGCGCAUAGUUUCGUCGAAAUAGCAGGUGCACGAUGGGGCAAGAUAGGCCACUAUGUGUUUCUCAGCUUCGCGCUUUCCUGCAAUUUGAUAGUCAGUGCGAUGCUUAUUGUCGGUAUUUCCGAUACUCUCCAUAGUCUCACAAAUGUUCCUGUCAUGGCGGCAGUAUGGCUUACACCACUGAGUGUUUCUAUCUACAUCAUGAUUGGGGGUCUAAAGGCAUCACUUAUUGCAGAUUACCUACACACCAUCGUCCUCUACGGCGUCAUUAUAGGCUUUUGCUUCUACACCUACACAUCAGCUCCUGAAGUUGGCUCGCUUGAUCGUCUUUACGAUAUGCUGGUCGAUCAGGCUUCACGUCAUCCUGUCGAAGGUAAUGCGGAUGGUUCGUACCUGACGUUUCGCUCAUUAGGAGGCAUCACGUUUUUUUUCAUCAACCUAUGCGGUAACUUCGGCACAGUGUACUUAGAUCAAGCAUAUGUCAACAGAGCAGUGGCAUCACAACCGCGUUCAAUCACGAAAUCAUUUGUUAUAGGCAGUAUGUGUUGGUAUCCCAUUCCAUUUGCUUUGGCAACAUGUCUCGGUUUAGCUGGCGCGGCACUCAAGAACUCGGAUGCGAUUUCUUCUUUGUCAUCGGCAGAAGUGACUGCUGGCCUACCUGCAUCAGCAGCUGCAUCAGCAUUGAUGGGAAAUUCGGGUGCGAAUGCAGUAUUAAUCAUGCUCUUCCUUGCAUCCACAGCGGCAUCCUCCGCUGAGCUAGUCGCAGUCUCGACACUUGUAACUUACGAUGUCUUCAAUAGAGUAAAGCCGAACGCAACUGAUAAGCAGACAUUAUUCGUCUCACACGCUAGCGUUGCUGGUUUUGGUAUCUGCCAGGCCGUGCUUGGAAUUAUAUUUUACUAUAUCGGUAUCGGAAUGGGGUGGCUGUAUGAGCUGAUGGGCAUUAUUCUAUGUCCUGCCGUUGCUCCUUUGAUUUGCUGCAUUAUGUGGAGUAAAGCCAAUAAAGUUGCUUGCAUAGGUGCAACUCUCAUCUCACUUCCUCUCGGUAUUAUUGCAUGGAUAGUCACGGCAUAUAAGCUAAAUAAUGGCGUUGUCGAUAAGACAACAACCGGACAGGACUUCCCGAUGCUUGCAGGGAACACAGUAUCAUUCGGGCUUUCUAUAAUUAUUUCAGUCGUUGGAUCCCUGAUUUCCCCUGAUAAUCAUGACUUUGAAAAGACUAAAGACACUGGCAGGAAGGCAGUGAAAGAGUCAGAAGCACAUGUUGCACCCCCAGAACAAGAAGUUGUCGUCGAAACUCUUCAAGCAGAUGAGAAAUCCUUCAAGGAUGUAGAGGAAGCCACACCUGAGCUUAGCGAUCUAGACUCACACAAUACUAGUCAAGGGAAUCUCAGUUCAGCUGACAUUGAAUAUUUGACACGAUCGAUAAAGCUGGCUGCGUUUUCUUCGCUUCUCUGGGUUACAGUUAUGAUAUUCACAGUAACUUUCGCACUCUAUGGCACAGGCUACAUCUUGCCAAGAGCGGGAUUUAAGGCUUGGGUAAGUAUCGGCCUAGCAUGGUUGAUGGUUGGGGCAAUAUACAUUAUCUUCACGCCAAUCUUGGAAUCAUUGACGAGUUUGAAGAGGAUGACCCGAGGGAUAACGUUAGAUGUCUUUACUUUGGGAAAUUGUCGUCAAAAUAAAUAG
Molecule: messenger RNA, 2022 nt
Organism: Wallemia ichthyophaga EXF-994
Lineage: Eukaryota; Fungi; Basidiomycota; Wallemiomycetes; Wallemiales; Wallemiaceae
Product: putative urea active transporter 1
Exons: 6
Coding region: 1-2022 (673 amino acids)
Biological process (GO): urea transmembrane transport
Cellular component (GO): plasma membrane
Molecular function (GO): urea transmembrane transporter activity
Source: RefSeq, a predicted model, not a curated record